ACAGAUUUGACAGCUUUGGCUUAAUCUCUUGGCUGAUUAUAUACCACUCAUUCGGCCUUUUUUUUUCGGUCAUAUCUGCGAGGAAGACUCACCAACUAGGAUUUACGAUGUCUAUCUUUAGUUUUAUCUAUUUUUUUCCCCGCUAUUCCUUGGAAUGAUGAUUAUUUGUUAAUUGACGAACAUUUGUCACGUUUGACUAGAAAAUAUAAAGGUAGAUGCUCAAUAUGAACUAAAAGGAAUCUACGUGCAUCACAUUGUCCUAUCUUCCGAUUGGAACUAGGGAAUGACAGAUGCGAUUGUCAACUUUUGCUUCUCAUGCGUUCUUUUCCUCUCCUUGCCGCAAACCAUAAGUCAAACGUCAAACUAGGAAUGUCUGACGCUUCCGCGGUUGCGUGUCCAAAUACUUUGCAUGUGCCAGUUCAUGGGGAUAUCUUCAUCCUUCAGUGAGUUUAUACUAUAAAAAGAGGAAGAAAAGCAGCUUGAGUUUGAGUUUGAGCUUGAUCAAAGCUGUCAGAGGGCGUGUUUACUUCCUAUAACAGAAUCUGUUUUGCUGCUAGAAGUAUUGAGACUCCCUGUCAAGUUUCACAGCAAAGUUUGGCAAUGGGAUUUCUGGAUUUGUUUGUUGUGGCAGUGAUGCCAGUUCUGAAAGUAUUAUUGGUAACUGGUGUUGGCUUGUUUCUUGCUACGGAUCGCAUAAAUCUCUUGGGCCCAGAGGCAAGGAACUACUUGAACAAAAUUGUAUUCUAUCUGUUUGGUCCUUCACUUGUGGUCAGCAACUUGGCAGAGACUGUCACUUUGGACAGUUUGGUUACCAUGUGGUUCAUGCCAGUGAAUAUUUUUCUAACAUUCAUUAUUGGCUCAGCACUUGGUUGGAUUCUCAUAAAAAUCACUAAAACUCCUGAACACCUUCGAGGAAUGGUCAUUGGUUGUUGUUCUGCAGGAAACUUGGGAAACUUGCUUCUCAUCAUUGUUCCGGCUGUAUGCACAGAGUCAAAUACUCCAUUUGGAGAUUCUUGCUCUACAUAUGCAGAGGCUUAUGCUUCACUAUCCAUGGCGGUAGGAGCCAUUUUUAUAUGGUCAUAUGCAUAUCCUUUUGUGUAUGCUUAUGCUAGUAAGAGCAUGGAACAAAACUCUUCUGAAGAGGCCCCUCAACUAUUUCCAGACAGUUGCACGGAAGCAUUAUUACCAUCAAGUGAUUGCAGUAAUUCUGAAGACUACUCAGGGCAAGGUGUACUGCCUCUAACCAACUCUGAUGGAAGAAUAAAGAUACCGGUUGUGAAGAAUACCGUUGAGCGCAUCAAGAUUAUUAUGGGGAAGAUCGACCUGAAGAGGGUGUUUGCACCAUCAGCGAUUGCAGCGGUUGUCGGGUUUAUCAUUGGGACAAUCUCUCCAAUCCGAAAAGUACUAAUUGGUGAUAAUGCUCCUCUUCAUGUAGUUGAUACUUCUGUAUCUUUGAUAGGGGAGGCAGCCAUUCCAUGUAUGACCUUGAUAAUGGGGGCAAACCUUCUUAAAGGUCUAAAAGGAUCAGAGGUGAGCAUGUUGGUGAUUAUAGGGAUUGUAGCAGUGAGAAACAUAUUCUUGCCUCUCUUGGGGAUCGGCGUUGUUAGAGCUGCACGCCAUUUUGGCAUGGUUGGAUCAGAUUCCUUAUAUCAGUUUGUCCUUAUGCUUCAGUAUGCUCUUCCACCUGCAAUGAGUGUAGGUACAAUGACUCAAUUAUUUCAGAGUGGUCAGGGUGAAAGCUCUAUGAUUAUGCUAUGGACUUACGCUGUGGCUUCCAUCUCCCUCACGCUUUGGUCAACGUUAUUUAUGUGGCUUCUGUCUUGAUUUGUUGCUCAAGUUUAUUUCUUUUGUCUCCAGCUUAUGCCAACACAAAGCAUCUGCAGCGAGGUUAUCCAUGAGACAUAUUUUACACCACCUGGCUUUUCUGCCUUCCACAUAGGGCAUCUUUUACUAAAUUUUGGUAGUGUAAACAAUUUUUUGACAAGCUCUAAUUAAAAUUUCACUAAAUAUUAAGACUUUUGUAGCAAAUUAUAUAAAG
Messenger RNA from Theobroma umbraticum, 2038 nucleotides. Its product is annotated as protein PIN-LIKES 3-like. The record is from RefSeq and is a predicted model, not a curated record. Gene Ontology annotation, cellular component: membrane. NCBI's taxonomy places the organism in Eukaryota, Viridiplantae, Streptophyta, Magnoliopsida, Malvales, Malvaceae. Gene Ontology annotation, biological process: endoplasmic reticulum to cytosol auxin transport.